CCGCGAUGGCCCCCCGCCGCGCCGCCCGCCGCACGCUCCGCGCGGCAUUCGUGGCCCUCGCCGCGGCGGCGGCGCUCCUCGCGCGCGCGUGCCCGAAGACGUUCGCCGUGGUCCUCCAGGCGCCGCCGCCGGCCCGCGCGCAGAAGGGGGCGAAGGCGCAGUCCAUUGCCGCCGCCGAGCAGCGGGUGGAGGAGCUCCGCGCGCUGUCGAUGGAGGCGUGCAUCCUGGCCGACGAGGACAGCCUGGAGGCUGUCGAGCGCUGCCAGAGCCUGGCCUACGAUCUGCAG
This is a messenger RNA of Prorocentrum cordatum, 287 nucleotides long. NCBI's taxonomy places the organism in Eukaryota, Dinophyceae, Prorocentrales, Prorocentraceae. The record is from the annotation of a GenBank genome assembly.